CUCGCAGCGACUCUUCUCACUCAACCUCACCCUACUCUCUCCCACCAUCCCCUUUCUCCUUCCCGCCUGAACAAAACACAGAAGACAGAGAGACCAAGCAAAAUGCGAUUCCUUCUUCCUUUCCUUAUAUUUCUUCUACAUCUCCACCACAACUGGGCCGCAAAACUGUCCCACUUGCCGGAAUAUCGGGCGUUGCUAUCUCUGAAAUCCGCCAUUGAAGACCCCCAGGCCACCCUCUCCUCAUGGAACAUAACCACCAGUCACUGCACGUGGUCGGGAGUCACGUGCGACGCACACAGUCACGUGACCUCUCUAGACAUUUCCGGUCUCAACCUCUCCGGCACUCUCUCCUCCGACGUCGGCUACCUCCGCUUUCUACUCAACCUAUCAGUCGCCGCCAACCAGAUCUCCGGCCCCAUCCCACCGUCGAUAUCCCUAAUACCCAACCUCCGUUACCUCAACCUCUCAAACAACAUAUUCAACGAGAGCUUUCCUCCACAACUCUCUCGCCUUAGAAACCUCCAAGUCAUCGACCUUUACAAUAACAACAUGACCGGUAACCUUCCCGUCGAGGUCUACCAAAUGACCAACCUCCGUCAUCUCCACCUCGGGGGAAACUUCUUUGUCGGACGCAUUCCACUGGAAUAUGGUGGUUUCCCCGUCUUGGAGUAUCUUGCUAUUUCCGGAAACGAGCUUGGUGGGUUCAUUCCUCCUGAAAUCGGAAAUAUCUCAACGCUUCAACAGCUUUACCUUGGCUACUAUAACAGCUAUUCCGGCGGAAUACCUCCAGAAAUCGGAAACUUAUCUCAGCUAAUUCGAUUUGAUGCUGCAAAUUGUGGACUUACCGGUGAGAUUCCACCGGAGAUUGGGAAGCUUCAAAACCUAGACACCCUUUUUCUACAAGUGAAUGCUCUGUCCGGGCCUUUAACUCCUGAGCUUGGUUACUUGAAGAGCUUGAAAUCUAUGGAUCUCUCAAACAACAUGUUGUCUGAUGAAAUACCGAGCUCAUUUGCAGAGUUAAAGAACUUGACGCUUUUGAAUCUAUUCCGGAACAAGCUUCACGGAUCGAUACCUGAUUUCAUCGGAGACUUGCCGGAGCUGGAGGUGUUGCAACUCUGGGAAAACAACUUUACAGGAAGUAUUCCACGAGGUUUGGGGACGAAUGGGAGACUUCAGAUUGUGGAUUUGAGUUCCAACAAGUUGACAGGAAAUCUUCCUCCCAAUUUGUGCUCUGGGAAUACGCUUGAAACUCUCAUCACUCUCGAAAACUUCUUGUUUGGUCCUAUUCCGGAAUCGCUUGGCAAAUGCGAGUCCUUGAGUCGGAUUCGAAUGGGUGAGAACUAUCUCAAUGGUUCGAUUCCGAAGGGCCUUUUGAGCUUGCCUCAGCUUACCCAAGUUGAGCUUCAAGACAAUCUUUUAUCUGGGAGAUUCCCAGAGACCGAUUCGUUAUCAGUCACUCUUGGUCAGAUUAGUCUUUCAAAUAAUCACCUCACAGGGGCAUUACCACCAAGUAUCGGAAACUUCUCCGGUGUCCAGAAACUUUUGCUAGACGGGAACACGUUUUCCGGCGGCAUUCCACCGGAAAUCGGGAGGCUCCAGCAACUAUCAAAGAUGGAUUUCAGUCACAACAAUUUUUCGGGCCUCAUUGCCCGGGAGAUUAGCCAGUGUAAGCUUCUGACAUUUGUUGAUCUCAGUCGGAACCAACUGUCCGGUGAAAUUCCAACUGAGAUCACAGGUAUGAGGAUAUUAAAUUACUUGAAUGUGUCACGGAAUCAUUUAGUUGGAAGCAUUCCAACAUCAAUAGCUACUAUGCAAAGCUUAACCUCUGUUGAUUUUUCGUACAACAAUCUAUCUGGAUUAGUUCCGGGCACUGGUCAAUUCAGUUACUUCAAUUAUACUUCGUUUCUUGGUAACCCGGAUCUUUGUGGCCCAUAUUUGGGGCCUUGCAAAGAGAGAAUUGCAAAUGCAACUCAACAAAACCAUGUUAAAGGGUUAUCAUCUGGUUUAAAGCUUUUACUUGUUAUUGGGUUGCUUGUUUGUUCGAUUGCAUUUGCAAUUGCAGCGAUUGUUAAGGCCCGGUCGUUAAAGAAAGCCAGUGAUGCUCGAGCGUGGAAGCUAACGGCUUUCCAGCGCUUAGACUUCACUUGUGAUGAUGUUUUGGAUAGCUUGAAGGAGGACAACAUUAUUGGGAAAGGAGGGGCUGGUAUUGUUUACAAGGGGUUGAUGCCAAAUGGAGAACAUGUUGCUGUGAAAAGAUUGCCGGCAAUGAGUCGUGGGUCUUCACAUGACCAUGGAUUCAAUGCAGAAAUACAGACUCUUGGGCGAAUUCGACACCGGCACAUUGUGAGGUUAUUGGGGUUUUGUUCAAAUCAUGAGACCAAUCUUUUGGUAUAUGAAUAUAUGCCAAAUGGGAGUUUGGGUGAAAUGCUUCAUGGCAAGAAAGGGGGUCAUUUGCACUGGGAUACACGGUAUAAUAUUGCUGUGGAGGCUGCAAAGGGGCUUUGUUAUCUUCAUCAUGACUGCUCACCUUUGAUUGUCCAUCGAGAUGUAAAAUCCAACAACAUCCUUCUGGACACGAACUUUGAAGCUCACGUAGCUGACUUUGGCCUUGCCAAGUUCUUGCAAGAUUCGGGAACAUCCGAGUGCAUGUCUGCUAUUGCUGGUUCUUACGGUUACAUCGCACCAGAAUAUGCCUACACACUCAAAGUUGAUGAGAAGAGCGAUGUUUAUAGCUUUGGUGUGGUUCUCUUAGAACUGGUAAGUGGCAGAAAACCUGUCGGCGAGUUCGGUGAUGGUGUUGAUAUUGUGCAGUGGGUGAGAAAGAUGACAGAUGGUAACAAGGAAGGAGUGCUAAAAAUCCUCGACCCAAGACUUUCAACAGUUCCUCUCCAUGGGGUGACACACGUUUUUUAUGUAGCAUUGCUCUGUGUCGAAGAACAGGCUGUGGAACGCCCAACAAUGCGCGAGGUUGUGCAAAUACUGACAGAGCUUCCCAAGCCACCCGCCUCAAAGCAGGGAGACUCAAAUGUCACAGACACCCCUCCACCACCAGCCUCUGCUUUAGAAUCUCCCACCAUAGCACCUAAGGAAACAAAAGAAAAUAAGCAGAUACCACCUCAAUCACCACCACCUGAUCUUCUUAGCAUUUGAGAUGUUCCACUCGAGUUAGGGGGGGGGGUGUUUGUUUUGAAUUUCCAUGAAUUGGGUUAGCUUUAUUAUUUUGUGGUCUUUUUUUAGUUCUUUCUUUGUGGGUUUCAUUGGGAGGGGCUUAGUCUAACUUUAAGGGGUUGUCAAUGUUUGAAGUUCUCUGUGUACAGUAGGUUUGGUGGGUUUUUCCCCCCCUUAUAUAAACUAUCUUCCUCAUGCUGGUGCCGUUUGAUGUUUUUUAUUGCACUACUGUUCUGGGACUGCAGAGGAAGUAGAAAGCUAUAGAUUCAGUGUUGACCUCAAUGGAGUUGGUGUUUUUUGUAUGCAGGUGAUGGGUUGGGGGUGUGUGGGUGUGCGUACAAAGUUGAUAGAGCACAGUGCAGUGCUUUCAAUUACCAAGACUGGAGGC
Messenger RNA from Ilex paraguariensis (yerba mate), 3556 nucleotides. The record is from the annotation of a GenBank genome assembly. Lineage: Eukaryota; Viridiplantae; Streptophyta; Magnoliopsida; Aquifoliales; Aquifoliaceae.